GCCCAGGGUCGCGGCUGCAGAGGAGCCGGUCCGCGGCGGGCGGCAGCGAGGGUGUGCGGUCCCCUCGACGCGCGGUGCCGCACGCGUGCUGCGGAGAGGCUCGGCCCGGGGCGAGCGCGCGGACGGACUGGUGGGCCGAUCCGGAGGCGGCAGCGGAGCCGGGCUCUGCGCGGCGCGGCGCGGCGCGGCGGCACACGGCGGGAGCCGGGAAGCCCCAGAGCUCCGCGGCCGGUGCCUCCGGGCCCCCGGGACGCGGCGCGGCGGGGGUGCGAGCUCCUCCUCCGCGGCCAGCAGUCCCGCGUCCCCUCGGUCGCCCGCACCUGCGCGUCGCGGUCGGUCCCGCCCUCGGCGGCCGCGGCUCACCUGGGCGCAGCGCGGGCCGGGCGCCGCCUCCGGGACGCAGGUGGAGCGGGCAGGGCGCGGGCACCAUGAGCAGCACCGCCAACAUCACCUAUGCCAGCCGCAAGCGGCGCAAGCCGGUGCAGAAAACAGUAAAGCCAGUUCCUGCUGAAGGAAUCAAGUCCAAUCCUUCUAAGCGACACAGAGACCGGCUGAACACAGAGUUGGACCGCCUGGCCAGCCUGCUGCCCUUCCCACAAGAUGUUAUUAAUAAGCUGGACAAACUCUCAGUUCUUAGGCUCAGCGUCAGCUACCUGAGGGCCAAGAGCUUCUUUGAUGUUGCAUUAAAAUCCUCCCCUGCUGACAGGAAUGGAGGCCAAGAUCAGUGUCGAGCACAAUUCAGAGAUGGGCUGGACUUGCCAGAAGGAGAGUUCUUAUUACAGGCACUGAAUGGCUUUGUACUGGUUGUUACCGCAGACGCCUUGGUCUUCUACGCGUCGUCGACUAUCCAAGACUACCUGGGCUUUCAGCAAUCUGAUGUCAUACAUCAGAGCGUCUAUGAGCUUAUCCAUACAGAAGACCGAGCUGAAUUCCAGCGCCAGCUUCACUGGCCUCUAAAUCCCGCACAGUGCACAGACUCUGCACAAGGAGUGGAUGAAGCUCAUGGCCCCCCACAACCUCCGGCAGUCUAUUUCAAGGCAGACCAGCUUCCUCCAGAGAACGUUUCUUUCAUGGAGAGGUGCUUUGUGUGCCGCCUGAGGUGUCUCCUGGAUAAUUCAUCUGGUUUUCUGGCAAUGAAUUUCCAAGGAAGGCUGAAGUAUCUCCAUGGACAGAACAAGAAGGGGAAGGAUGGCGCCCUGCUUCCCCCACAGCUGGCUUUGUUUGCAAUAGCCACCCCGCUUCAGCCACCAUCCAUACUGGAGAUUCGAACCAAAAACUUCAUCUUCAGGACCAAACACAAACUGGACUUCACACCUAUUGGUUGUGAUGCCAAAGGACAGCUUGUUCUGGGCUACACAGAAGUAGAGCUGUGCACAAAAGGCUCGGGAUACCAGUUCAUUCAUGCUGCUGACAUGCUUUACUGCGCAGAAUCCCACAUCAGAAUGAUUAAGACUGGAGAAAGUGGCAUGACAGUUUUCAGACUUCUUGCAAAGCACAGUCGAUGGAGGUGGGUCCAGUCCAAUGCACGCUUGAUUUACAGAAAUGGAAGACCAGAUUACAUCAUCGCAACUCAGAGACCGCUAACGGAGGAAGAAGGAAGAGAACACUUACAGAAGCGAAGGAUGACACUGCCAUUCAUGUUUGCUACUGGAGAGGCUGUACUGUAUGAGCUCUCCAGCCCCUUCCCUCCCAUGAAGGAGGCCUUACCAACCCAGAUCAAAAGCAGUGCUAGUGGAAAAGACUGGGCUCCCCAGUCAACCCCAAGUAAGGAUUCUCUCCACCCCAGUUCCCUGAUGAAUGCCAUGAUCCCACAGGAUGAGUCCAUCUAUCUCUGUCCUGCUUCAGGUCCUGCACCGUUAGACAGCCAUUUCCUCACAGACUCUGCAAAUGAAUGCAGUGGUUGGCAAGACAGCAUUGCACCGAUAGGGAGUGAGACUGUGUGGAAACAUGAGCAGCUUGCACAUGCUCAGGACAUGAACCUUGCCCUCUCUGGAGGCCCCCCGGGGUUCUUUCCAGACAAUAAAAACAAUGACUUGUACAGCAUCAUGAGAAACCUAGGGGUUGAUUUUGAUGAUAUCAGACGCAUGCGGAGUGAGGAGUUCUUCAGGACUGACCUGUCUGGUGAGGUUGACUUCAGAGACAUCGACAUAACAGAUGAAAUCCUGACAUAUGUGCAAGAUUCUCUAAACAAGUCGACCUUGCUAAAUUCAGCCAGCCAGCAGCAGCCUGUGACUCAGCACCUAAGCUGUAUGCUGCAGGAACGCCUGCAUUUAGAGCAGCAGCAGCUACAGCAGCACCAAACUCAGGCAGUGGAGCCCCAGCAUCAGCUGGCUCAGAUGGAGCCCCAGCAACAGAUAUGUCCUCAGAUGGAGCCCCAGCAACAGAUAUGUCCUCAGAUGGAGCCCCAGCAACAAAUAUGUCCUCAGAUGGAGCUCCAGCAUCAGCUGUGUCCUCAGAUGGAGCCCCAGCAACAGAUGAUAUGUCCUCAGAUGGAGCCCCAGCAACAGAUAUGUCCUCAGAUGGAGCCCCAGCAUCAGCUGGGUCAGAUGGAGCUACCCCAGCAAGAGCUGGGUCAGAAAAUGAAGCAUAUGCAAGUCAAUGACAUGUUUGCAAGUUGGAACCCCACCCCUCCUGUGCCUUUCAACUGUCCUCAGCAGGAACUAAAACAUUACAAUGCCUUUUCAGACUUACAGGGCACUGUUCAGGAGUUCCCCUACAAGUCUGAGGUGGACAGCAUGCCUUACACACAGAACUUUGCUCCCUGUAAUCAGUCUGUGCUACCACAACACUCUAAGUGUGCACAGUUGGACUUUCCUGGAAAGCAUUUUGAGCCGCCCCUGCACCCCACUACUUCUAAUUUAGAAGAUUUUGUCACUUGUUUACAAGUUCCUGAAAACCAAAGACAUGGGAUAAAUGCACAGUCAGCCAUAGUCCCUCCUCAGGCAUACUAUGCUGGGGCCAUGUCCAUGUACCAGUGCCAGCCAGGGCCUCAGCCCACCUCUGUGAACCAGAUGCAGUACAGCCCUGCAGUUCCAGGCUCCCAGGCUUUUCCAAACAAGUUUCAAAAUCGGGGAGUGUUCAAUGACACCUAUUCGUCUGAAUUAAACAGCGUGGGUCACACGCAGACGGCUGCUCAUCUUCAUCAUCCGGCAGAAGCCAGGUCUUUUCCUGAUAGCACACCCAGUGGGUUCCUGUAGCUUCAAGCCAGGAUGAAAUUCUUUCAGGAACUGUCAAUGCUGGGCAUCAGCACUGUUUUUCCAAACCAGAUUCGAAUCUCUGUGCUUGGAAAAGGAGUUUACAAACAUAUUGUAGUCACCUAUAGAAUGGGAAGCUCCCUGGGAGCGCAGGGAGAGACCACAUGCAUUGACAUGGCUUCCGCACCUUGGGUGCACAGUGCUCACGGCAGAGAGCUUGAGGACUCUGCAAAGCUGCAUUCCUCUGCUCAGUGACUUCAGCCCGAAAAACAGUGAAGUACUUUGAGCUUUGAACUUCAGGAUUCUUGUUAGUAUACCAAAUACAGAGUUACAAGACUAAUUAAUUUCCUAUAUUUUUAACUUGUUUUUGUCUCAGAUGUUAAAAUAAAUGGUUUGGUGCUUUUAUCAAAAGAAAAAUCUCAAUGUGUUCCUUCUGCACUGUUAAUAUAAGUGCCUCACAUCCUUUUCUGUCUACCUUUAUCUUUUUUGAAUUAAUAUUCUUUCUGCACACAGUUAUUACUGGAAUAUCCUAAAUCCCAUCGUUUUUGUUCAUUCAGGCAUGUUUUUACUGCACUACUUGCCCUUGUCCUUCAGAUAAAGGGCAAUGAUGACUGAGAGAUAACUAUUUAUUAUGUAAUAUACUUGCUCUGGACUUUGGAUGUUCCUCUGUGCCUUAUGUGGAAAAUUUUCAAAAUAACCUGUUACUAAAAUUAUUUAAUUAUUACAUAAAUAUGAAGACAGUAGCACGUACAUUUUAACAGUGUUUUCUGAGAAGUGGCGUUCUGCGAAUACCACUGUUUGCUUUCUCCAACACCUCUAUAUUGAUAAUGGGACACCACCGUGGAAAGGACUCCAGGCAGCCGCGUCCUCCAGCUGCAGGGAAGGGAAGAGGAGUUUGCCUAGCUCUGUAGUGAUUAAGCAAAGCACUCAUUCCAUUGUGUAUAAAUUGUCUUUAAAAGCUAUGUUGGGUCUGCAAUCCUUUUUGUUAUAAAUUUCACUUCUUAUACUAGUGGAAGCUAUUAGUUUUUCUCAUAUUUGAGGAGUGUUAAGAUUAAAGAUGCCAUGUUUGGUGCAAGAUGUUUUAAUGAAUGAAAUGAAAGGUGCAUUGCAUAAAUGUAACGAACAAAAUAAUCUGUAAAAUAUUUUCAGUUUUCAUUUAAGACUAGUCCUUACCUCAUAUGCAUAUUUUUUCAAUGUAUCUUGUUAAGAAAUCAAAUAAUGAGUUGAGGCUUUUGAGCUGGUGUUGGUUCCCAAGCUGUAGGUCUUGACCUCUUUGGGGGUCAAACAACCCUUUCACAGGAGGCACCAAAGAUCAUCAG
This is a messenger RNA of Onychomys torridus (southern grasshopper mouse), 4513 nucleotides long. RefSeq names its product aryl hydrocarbon receptor (gene Ahr). Gene Ontology annotation, molecular function: nuclear receptor activity; transcription cis-regulatory region binding; protein dimerization activity. Gene Ontology annotation, cellular component: nucleus; aryl hydrocarbon receptor complex. Bases 429 to 3197 code for a protein of 922 amino acids. The record is from RefSeq and is a predicted model, not a curated record. The transcript is spliced from 11 exons. NCBI's taxonomy places the organism in Eukaryota, Metazoa, Chordata, Mammalia, Rodentia, Cricetidae. Gene Ontology annotation, biological process: regulation of transcription by RNA polymerase II.